AUGGCUACACAAAAAUCAAUCACAUCUUUCUUUAGAAAAAAACGCGAAAUAUCGGAUGUAGAUGAAAACGAAGAUGUUAAGGAGCCUGCAGCUACAACACCGAAGCGUAUUAAAACAGCAUCGAAUACACCGGUAGCAUCUCCUUUUCGAAUUUCUCAACCGAAUUCACCAAUUGUACCAAAAACCGACGAAGAGAAACGUUUAGCCGAACGUGUUGAACACAAUCGAGUCGUGGCAAAAAUGAAACUUGAAGCUAAAACAACACGUGGACUUGUUGUUAAUAUGGGUGUAUCGUGGUAUAAAGCAUUCGAAAAAGAAUUUUCUAAAGAAUAUUUUCAAAAGUUAGCAAAUUUUAUUGCCGAUGAACGAGAAAAAGGUGUUACUAUUUAUCCACCACCAAAUCAUGUUUUUACAUUUACACGUAUGUGUGAAUUGAACGAAGUUAAAGUUGUUAUUCUUGGACAAGAUCCAUAUCAUGGACCCAAUCAAGCACAUGGCCUAUGUUUUUCAGUACGAAAAAAUGUUCCACCACCGCCAAGUCUUCAAAACAUGUAUAAAGAACUAAAAGCUGAUAUACCAGGUUUUGUUAUGCCUACUCACGGAACUUUGUUGGGUUGGGCUAAGCAGGGCGUUCUAUUACUCAAUGCUUGUUUAACUGUUGAAAAAAGUAAAGCAAAUUCACAUAAAGGAAAAGGCUGGGAAAAGUUUACGGAUGCUGUUGUUCAAUAUCUCAAUGAUCGUUCAGCUAAUAUUGUAUUCUUACUUUGGGGUAGAGAUGCUCAAAAUAAAGGAGCUCGAAUUAAUAAACAACGUCACCAUGUUCUAGCAACUGCUCAUCCAUCGCCAUUAUCGGCUUAUAAUGGAUUUAUGGGUUGUAAGCAUUUUUCGAAAGCUAAUGCUUAUCUUAAAGCUGCUGGUCUUCCUGAAAUUGAUUGGUCCAAUUUACCAUCCGAGGAUGAAUUUCCACUGGAUUAA
This is a messenger RNA of Rotaria socialis, 975 nucleotides long. Lineage: Eukaryota; Metazoa; Rotifera; Eurotatoria; Philodinida; Philodinidae. The record is from the annotation of a GenBank genome assembly.